Molecule: messenger RNA, 1254 nt
Organism: Hevea brasiliensis (rubber tree)
Lineage: Eukaryota; Viridiplantae; Streptophyta; Magnoliopsida; Malpighiales; Euphorbiaceae
Exons: 1
Coding region: 1-1254 (417 amino acids)
Molecular function (GO): nucleic acid binding; zinc ion binding
Source: RefSeq, a predicted model, not a curated record
AUGAAGUCUACUGCAAAAGAAAUUUGGAAUGCUUUGGUGGUUGUUCAUGAGGGUACUAAUCAAGUAAAGGAGAAUAAGAUGGAUUCUCUCAUCUAUCAAUAUGAGUUGUUCAAGAUAAAAUUAGAUGAAACUAUAAGUCAAAUGUAUGAUAGAUUUGUGGAGAUCAUACAGAGAAUCAAAUCUCUUGGAAAGACAUUCACAAAUGAGGAGAUAGUAACAAAGAUACUAGGAAGUCUUCCUAAGGAGCAGCUACCUAAAGUAAUCUCACUCAAGGAUUCCAAGGAUUUGCGCAAGGUGCAACUUGAUGAGCUCUUGGGAAAUCUCAUUGAUUAUGAGAUGGCCCUUAAAAAAGAGCAAGUGGAGGAACCCAAUAAGGUCAAGAAGAACAUUGCCUUCAAAGUAUCUUUCAAAAACUCAAGUGAUGAAGAUAAAGAGUUUGAUGAGGAGGAAUUAGCUCUAGUGACAAGGAAAAUAAGGAAGAUGCUCUUACAAAACAAGAAGUUCAUCCCAAAAAGGAACUUCAAGAAAGACAAGGAUGAAAGUAGUAAGAGGGAUCCUCCCAUAUGCUUUGAAUGCAAUAAGCUGGGUCACAUUAGAACAUAUUGUCCCAAAUUGAAGAAAUUUUUCAAGAAAUUCAAGAAGAAGGCUCUCAAAGCAAUAUGGGAUGAAUUAAGUUACUCUAAAGAUGAAGAGAUUGGGGAUCAAGUUGCCCAAAUGUGCUUCAUGGCAAUGGAGGAAAGCUCUAAUGAGGUAACUUUAAAUGAUGAUGUUGUUGAAUUUUCUUAUGAUGAACUAGUUAGUGCUCUCAAAGUUAUGAAUGAUGAACUAGAAUUAAGUCAUAAGAAAAAUAAAAUUUUGAAAAGUGAGCUUGCUAGUUUAAGAAAGGAGAAUGAGACCUCAUCUAAGGAUGAUAGACAUUUAGAUAGUAAUGUGCAAAAAUCCUUAGAUGAGCUCUCAUUAGAAAAUGAGAAGUUGAGAAAUAAAAUUACUGAGCUAAAAACUUCUCUUUCCAAAUUUGCUAGAGGAAAGGACAAACUUGAUGCAAUUUUGGACUCUCAAAGGUCUCCUAGCAUCAAGUAUGGACUUGGCUAUAGAAAAUUUGCGCAAGUACCUCCUUCCAAGAUUAUCUUUGUUAAAGCAUCUAGUUCUAGCGAGCCUAGUCCAAAGGUGUCCAUUCCUAAAGGACGAGAACCAAAGAUAUCUUGUAACAUCCUCACUUACAUAGUCUGUAAGUUAUACUGUUUCGAUGAUUGA